Messenger RNA from Caenorhabditis sp. 36 PRJEB53466, 1612 nucleotides. Lineage: Eukaryota; Metazoa; Nematoda; Chromadorea; Rhabditida; Rhabditidae. The record is from the annotation of a GenBank genome assembly.
AUGUCUUCGCAAACGCUCAAGCUGAAUUCGGGCUACGAGAUGCCGAUAAUCGGCCUCGGCACGUGGCAAUCGAAGCCCGGAGAGGUGGCGGCGGCGAUCAAAUUGGCCGUUGCGGCCGGAUACCGGCACAUUGAUUGCGCGCACGUCUAUCAGAAUCAGCAGGAGGUCGGCGCCGCACUCAAGGAGAUCUUCGACGAGGGAAAGGUCAAGGUUAGUGGGGGGGGCCAUUCGGACAGCUGUGAAAGUCCUGAGUUUGAAAGGAUUUUAAAAAUUCCAGCGCGAAGACUUGUUCAUCACCUCGAAAGUAUGGAACACGUUCCACUCGACGGCCCGUGCCCAUGAGAACAUCGCGACAAUCCUGGCGGACCUGCAACUCUCCUACGUGGAUCUUCUGCUCAUCCAUUGGCCGCAAGGAUACGCGGAGGGCGAGGGACUGUUCCCGCAGGGCGAGAACGGAAAAAUGAAGUAUUCGGACGUGGACUACCUGGAGACGUGGAAGGCGUUGGAGGCGGCGCAGAAGGCCGGCAAGGCCCGCUCGAUCGGACUCUCCAACUUCAAUCACAAACAGAUCGAGAGAGUGUGGGAUGCGGCCGAGGUGAAGCCCGCGUGUCUUCAGGUGACUUCAUCGGAGCAUCAUUUCUAUAGUAACCGGGAGAUUUCAGGUGGAAUUGCACCCCUACUUCACGCAGCUCAAACUCCGCGAGUUCUGCAAGGGAAAGGGCAUCGUGGUGGUCGGAUACUCGCCGCUCGGCAAUCCCGGAUCCGCGUUCUUCCGCAAGGACGGAGAUCCGAACGUGCUCACCAAUUCGGUGGUGGCCGAAAUUGCUAAGGCGCAUGGAAAGGUUUGUAAAAAGGGGACUAGGAAAAGCUAGGCCAGCUGUUGCCUAGAUAGAGCUAAGGAAAUCUUCAACCACUAGAGAAUAGGAAAAGCUAGACCACUGCUGACAUAGGAAACGUCGGCUAUCAUCCAUUUAUGAGAGAGACUAGAAAUAAUAAGGCCAGAUUUCGUGGCCCAGAAAACUCUACUCAUCCAUAUUGGCAGGGAUUGGAAAAGCUAGGCCACAAUCGCAUGGCCUAGAAAACCCCAACCUCCCCAUCCAUCUACCCGUAAUCUCUUGCAGACCCCCGCGCAAGUGGUCCUCCGUUGGUUCAUCGACAGCGGCAUCUCGGCCAUUCCGAAAUCGGUCACUCCGCGUAAGUUUUAUCCAAAAAUCGUAUUUAGCGGGUCUCGCCACGAACUGCUUUUGUGAAACUUAGUGCUGCGCCUUUAAUAUUGUACCACUUUCCAGUUUUGCGUUUCCAGCAAUAAAAAACAAAGCAGCUAAAGACGCGGAACUAAAUAUUAACGUUCAGGAAUUUUCAUUCGUGGCGAGACCCAAUUAGGGAAAAGCGUGGAAUUUCAGUGAAACUCUUUUUCUUCGUACUCACCCACCCCCCGUUUGUGCCCCUACUUUUCGCCCAUUUUUCAGACAGAAUCUCGGAGAACUUCUCCGUGUUCGACUUCAAACUCACUCCGCAUGAAGUCGCUCAAAUCGACGGUCUCGACAAGAAUUGGCGCAUUGUGGACCUGAGCCAGCGCGAUGGAGAUCACCCGCAUUAUGGAUUGAAUUAA